This is a messenger RNA of Lolium perenne, 4005 nucleotides long. RefSeq lists its product as uncharacterized. The record is from RefSeq and is a predicted model, not a curated record. NCBI's taxonomy places the organism in Eukaryota, Viridiplantae, Streptophyta, Magnoliopsida, Poales, Poaceae. Gene Ontology annotation, molecular function: ATP hydrolysis activity.
AGAACUCAGUCCGUUCGUCAAGAGAAAAAAACACAACUCAGUCCGAACGGCGCCACCAGCCGUGCUCGCCUGCGCCGCGCCGCGGCCAGCCGUGGCCACCCGCCACCGCCUCCGCCUGCCCCGAUGGCCGCCGCUCCGUCGAGGUGCCUCCUCGUCACCGGCCCACCGGGCGUGGGGAAGACGACGCUGGUCACGCGGCUGGUGGAAACCCUCAGAGCGUCCCAGCCGCACCUCACUGUUCGAGGAUUCUACACCCGGGAGGUGAGGGAGAACGGGGAGAGGGUCGGGUUCGAGGUCGUAACGCUCGAUGGGCGAACCGGGCGGCUCGCCUCCUCCAAAAUUUGCAGCCCUGAAUCUCUUAGAUGGCCUACUGUUGGGAAGUACAAAGUAGAUGUAGCAUCUUUGGAAUUGCUGGUAUUGCCUGAGUUGCAGGUCAAACAAGAUACAGAUCUCUUCAUCAUUGAUGAAGUGGGUAAAAUGGAGUUGUUCAGUCCAGAAUUUUCCCCCGCUGUGAUGAGAGUUAUGGAGUCCAACAUCCCUGUGCUAGCCACCAUACCAAUACCAAGAUAUGGCCGAGACAUUCCUGGAGUCGCAAGGUUGAGGAAUCAUCCUGGAGCAGAUGUUUUCACCAUAAAUACUGCUAAUAGGGAUACCAUGAGGGAGAGUGUCUACAAUCAGUUGAGCAGAUUGAUGCAGAAGAGCUGCCACGGAAGAAGUGGAGUUCUGGGGCCAACAGGGUUAUGCAACCGCAGUAUCUGCGUCAGUUGGGCGGUUGAGCGAGACAUGUAUACCGGAGCUAGCAGAGAAUUAAGAGGACUCUACAAUCAUACAGUGCCUGCAUGCCCACCACUGCAUCACCAUCAUCAUACACUGAAUAUAAUGGAGGAGUACCACCCGAUGCGAGGUCCUCAUCUUGCCAACGAAGCGUAUUGCUGGAUCCCUGUGGCGGUUGCAAUCAUGAUGCAGUACCUUGACUUCUCCCAUGCCAGCACCUCCAGGAAGUGGACCAACAAGCGCCAGCCCGGCGAAGGGUUUGAUGCUCCGAGGAACAGUGUGGAGUUCGCCAUGGAGGCGCCCCACAGCUACGGCGUCUUCCAAGAGGAUGCCUCAGCCUCGUACUCUUGCAACAACAACAUGAGGCAGCACCCAAAAGCCUCUGCUCCAAUCAAGAAGCUGAUCCAUGAGGACAUAUCCUUCAGAUCGAGCGAAGGGCACAAGAGAGUACCCAGUGUGAUCGCCAGACUGAUGGGCAUGGACUCGCCUCCUCUGAAUUCAGCCACUGGCGAGAUCAUCACAACCCACUCAGACGAUAGACGGCAAGAGACCACCACAAGAUCAAUGUCAAGGAGAGAACGAGAUCCUGCCGAGACAAUCGCAACCAAGCAUGUCUCCUUCGUGCAGCAGAAGAAUUCUUCCCGCCACGCGCCGAAACAGGAAAUCCGCGCCUUGGACGACGAGGAGGAGAGGGAGAUUCUUGGGCAGCUAAGGAAGACGAGUGGCAGUGGUGCUGGUGAGGAAUGGAGCAAACAGCCUCCCCGAGAGCACCCGCAGGAGGAAGAGCUGCAGAAGUUCAAGAAGGAGUUCGCGGCAUGGCAGGCCAACAAGGUGCGGGAACAAUCGAGAGCACUAGAGCUGGACUACCGGCAUGUCGACGAGGAGGUGGACGGUGGCGCCAGGUGCUCGGAGAUCGUGCCAUACAGGUACCACCAGCAGGAGAAGCAACACAGAGGAGGGAGAGAUGGUAACAGGCGUGUGCACGACGAGGUCGAUGGCGAUGCGCAUUGGGGAAGAAGGAGCAAGGAUGGGGGAAAUGGCGGCCCCUCCAUCUCAGGGAGCCGGACGUUCUCUCUGACGAGCGCCGCGGAGGAUUGUUCUUCGACGAGGCUACCGCUCUCGAGAUUUUACUACGAGGAGGAGGAGAAGCCGCUGUCGCCGGCGAGGAUCGUGAUCCUGAAGCCCUGCCCGGAGCUGAGCGCCGACGACGUGGACGAGUCGUCGAUGGGGUCGCCGGAGCUGAUGAAGAACGAGAACAACAUGGAGGCGUUCCUCGAGGAGGUGAAGAUGCGGCUCAAGAUCGAGCUGGAAGGCCACAUGGCCUCCGACGACAGAGCGGCGGACCGGUGGGCCGACCCGAAGCAGAUUGCGCGGAACAUAGCCGACCAGAUCAGGGAGACCGUCACCAUGGACAUGCACCACCCGGCGCUGGUGCGGUCGGAGUCGACGCGGUCGUACCGCAGCAGCGACGUGCAGAGCCAGAUGGACUACAUCUGCAGAGACGCCAGGAAGCAGCUCACCGACAGGCUGAGGAACGUGCUCAGGAAGGAGCCGGAGACCGAUCAGCCGGCGUUCGGCUCUCACAGGCGACGGGCAGCUGUGUCGACAGCGUCCCCAUCGUGGUUCGAGGAAGAGCCGAGGCCGAAGCCGACGAGCCCGAGACGCGAAGUGGCGGCGAGGAAGAGCAGUAAGAAGAUCAGGAGCAAGGAGGAGAAGAAGCGCGCGAUCGAGUCGUCGGAAGUCAGGUCCUUCAGACAUGGGUGGUACAAGAACUCGCCUGCUGUGGCAGCCGUCGAGUCGUCCGACGAGGCGGCGUCGCCGAGGAACCUGAUGAGGUCAUUCUCGGCGCCGGUGUCGGGGACUUCAAACUUCGUGAAGCUUCUCUCGGAGGGAGAGCCACGGGUGCUCGCCGGAGCGCGGAUGCAGAGUAAGCACGAUGGGCACGGGUACAACGGCAUGCCGCCAUCGCCGGAGGAGAAGCUACCGAAGGGUAGAAAGGACGCAUUGGGCAUCAAGGGCAGGGUGUCCAACCUGAGACAGAACCUGGGGCUGAGAGGGCUUCUCUUUGGCAAGAAGCUCCACUCGGCCGCAGUUGACGAGUCAUCGUCGUCGUUCUUCCUCGACGACUUCCCGCCGAUCGGCACGCUGGUCACUGCCCCCUCCGUCCUCAUCCACCCCGGCGUCCUGCAGGAGAACUCCACCGAGGUACCACCUAGCCCGGCGUCGUGGUGCAGCAGCCCGCCUGACGAGAUGAUGAUCAGGGGAGGUUACCCGAGCCCCGUCUCACCAUUGGAGGCAUCCUUCAGCGGGCGCCGGUCUCCCUUGAAGCCGGCGACGAGCUCGAGUGAUUCUGAACCAGGCAAUGUUCAUCCGUGGUUGGAGCGAGAGCAAACCGAAGAAGUUCCACAGACAAGUCCAGCGCUGCAGGAUGACAACGAAGACGAUGACACCGCCGAGACAGAUCACCCGAUGAAGGCUUUCAUCAGGGCCGUCCUGGUCGUCGCCGGCAUGUACGGCCAGAGCCAGAACUCUGACCACUUGUCAUCAACUUCCCAGAUGAUCAAACCGAUCCCCACGUGUGUGUUCGAGGAAGUGCUGUCCUCCGCCUCACCUCCGGAUGUCGACUCCGACGUCGACCACCAACUCCUGUUCGAUCUGAUAAACGAGGCGCUGCCAGGCGCUGUCCGCGGCACGACUACACUGUGCACCUUCAGCAAGUGGUAUGCCGCGCCGAGGAGAGCCCUGAACGGCAAGAGGCUGCUGGACGGGCUGUGUAAAACCGUGCUAGCGCGGCUGGAGCCACCGAGCGACGACGAGCCGUCGCGGACGAGCUCUGUCGACGGGCUGAUCGAGCGUGACAUGAGCAUGUUCCCGUGGAUCGGCGUGUUCCGCGACGACGUGGACGGCCUGGGGGAGGAGAUGGAGGCGGAGAUCCUGUCGGAGCUGGUUGACGAGACGCUGUGGGACGUGCUGCUCAACGUAGGGGACUGACUGACGGAGUGACGGGCUUGUGUUGUGGUGGACAUGCAUACUUGUACAUUUUGGGGUGUUUUUUUUUUUGUUCUUCUUCGGUUUUUUCGGAGUGCUUUUGCCGAAUGUGUGAUGAGUUCUCGAUGAGUGAGAAUUGGGGAGUGCGACUAAGUUUGUGGGUGUGAAAGGAUACCAAUCUGUACUGAGAAAAUGCAUAAGGAAGCAAAAAGAGACUGAAUAUGAAAAGUUUCUUAUUCAUGA